UCGGAUCUUUCUUUCCACAUUGAUCAUCGCAGGAAGAAUUGUCUACUAUUUCAAAUUCAAUCAUUAUCAGCUGUGCGAACUAGCUAAGUACGUUGCAUUUCGUGGAAGUAUUUGAAGGAAAAAUGUGUACUCAAACGAAGGCUGCUUCCCUAAUGGCGAACAUUCCAGAGGCAGAAAUCGACCCGACGGGUGUGUUCAAAUACGUUCUCAUUCGAGUACACAGUAAAGAAGACGGCGACGAUUCGAGCGUAGAUAUUGUACGUGGAUAUGCCUGGGCCGAAUAUCAUGCGGAUAUCUAUGACAAGGUAGCAGAGGAGCUUGAGAAAGGAGGGCACCUGGACUGUGAAUGUAUUGGAGGAGGAAGGAUUAAGCACGACUGCCAGUCAAAGAAGAUCCACGUCUAUGGCUACUCCAUGGGCUUUGGCAAAGCAAAUCACGCUGUUUCCACAGAGAAACUGAAGGUGCGGUAUCCUAAAUACGAGAUCACCUGGGCUGAUGAGGGAUACUGACCUAAACUGGACCCACCUCUGUGCUUGGACUUGGUUCGGGCCUGAUUCCUUCCUGAGUGUGGACCAACAGAACACUGCAAAACCUCAGUGGCAUCACAGUAUGUGAGAUCUGAAGACAAACCUGUCGGUACAAAGAUGGGACUAAGACUGACACAUUACCUAGUUCAUCGUUUCCCAAACUCAGUCCUAGGGACCCCAAGGGGUGCAUAUUAAUUUUUGUUGCCUUACACACAGUGUAUUCAAAUGAUCAAAUCAUCAUCAAGCUUUGUUUAUUUGAAUCAGCUGUGAGGUGCAUAUUAAUUUUUGUUGCCUUACACACAGUGUAUUCAAAUGAUCAAAUCAUCAUCAAGCUUUGUUUAUUUGAAUCCGCUGUGAAGUGCUAAGGUAAAAAGUUUGGGAAAUGCUGACCUAGUUGCUGACUAAUAUACUCAGAACAGUGCUUGAUUUUUGUAUUUUGUUUCAGUGAAACAAUACAUGGAAAACAUUACUUAACAGGAAUCUUUUCAUGUUUAACCAUAAAACUAAUAAAUGUUUACAUGGAUUUAA
Molecule: messenger RNA, 1055 nt
Organism: Oncorhynchus nerka (sockeye salmon)
Lineage: Eukaryota; Metazoa; Chordata; Actinopteri; Salmoniformes; Salmonidae
Gene: phpt1
Product: phosphohistidine phosphatase 1
Exons: 3
Coding region: 123-509 (128 amino acids)
Biological process (GO): peptidyl-histidine dephosphorylation
Cellular component (GO): cytosol
Molecular function (GO): protein histidine phosphatase activity
Source: RefSeq, a predicted model, not a curated record